This is a messenger RNA of Calidris pugnax (ruff), 4234 nucleotides long. It is a transcript of the gene TBCD, whose product is annotated as tubulin folding cofactor D. Gene Ontology annotation, biological process: bicellular tight junction assembly; tubulin complex assembly; post-chaperonin tubulin folding pathway. Gene Ontology annotation, cellular component: lateral plasma membrane. Bases 207 to 3803 code for a protein of 1198 amino acids. Gene Ontology annotation, molecular function: GTPase activator activity; beta-tubulin binding. The record is from RefSeq and is a predicted model, not a curated record. The transcript is spliced from 40 exons. Lineage: Eukaryota; Metazoa; Chordata; Aves; Charadriiformes; Scolopacidae.
GCGACGCCCCGUAGGAGGGAGGCUGCGCGCGGGGCGGCGGAGGAGAGCGCGGCGGCGGUGGUUGCCAGGGCGCCGUACGCGGGAGCUGCCCGCGGGGUGAGGGCCUCGCUCGCCGUCCCCGCUGCUGUCGCCGGCCACCUCCGAGAGCCACCGCCCGUGUGGGACGGCUGGGGAGGAAAAAGCUGUGACAGGGAGCGCUGACGGGCAUGGCUUUGGACGAGAUGGAUGGAGUGGGGCCGGAGACAGAGGAUGGCAGGAGUCAGGAGCCGGGUGUCAUCACCACGAGGAACAUCCUGGAGAGCUUCACAGAGAGCCAGGAGGUCCGGGGGCUCAUCGGUAACCUGAAGGGAGUCUUUGGGGAUCUGGUGACUCGAGAAACGACAAUGGAAAAAUUCAUAGGUAUAAUGGACAAGUACCAGGAGCAACCUCACUUGUUGGAUCGCCACUUGGAGUGGAUGAUGAGUUCGUUGUUGGAUAUAGUACGGAACAAGGAUUCUCCUCCCUCACUAGUUCACCUGGCUUUUAAAUUUCUUUACAUCAUUACAAAGGUGAGAGGGUACAAACUCUUCCUCCCGCUGUUUCCUCAUGAAGUAGGUGAUCUACAGCCAGUUUUGGAUAUGCUUGGAGACCAGAAUCCAAAAGACUCUGAGACUUGGGAAACUCGUUAUAUGCUUUUAUUAUGGCUCUCCAUGAUAUGCUUGAUCCCUUUUGAUCUGGCCCGGUUUGAUGGAAAUAUUAUUUCUGAGGAAGGGCAUGCUCGUGUGCCAACAAUGGAUCGCAUACUUAAAAUUGCAAAAUGUUACUUGGUUGUCAGUGAUAAGGCUCGAGAUGCAGCUGCUGUACUGGUUUCAAAAUUUAUUGUCCGCCCUGAUGUCAGGCAAAAAAGGAUGGCAGACUUCCUGGACUGGACACUUUCCAUGUUAUCUAAAUCCUCCUUCCAGACCAUGGAGGGGACUGUCGUUAUGAAUGGCAUGCUCCAGGCUCUGGCACAGUUAUUUAAACAUGGCAAAAGAGAAGAUUGUUUACCAUACGCUGCUACUGUACUUGAGUGCCUUGAUAACUGCAAGCUGUCAGAAAGUAAUCAGAUGGUUCUUCGGAAGCUGGGGAUGAAACUUGUUCAACGACUUGGAAUGACAUUUGUGAAACCGAAGGUAGCAAAAUGGAGAUACCAGCGUGGCUGUCGGUCUCUGGCUGCCAAUCUGCAAGCUCCGGGUUCAGUUGUGCAGAAUCAGAUGAUGACAGUUGCUGCUAAUGAAGCUGAUGAUGAUGAAGAGGAAUAUGACAUUCCAGGAGAGAUUGAAAAUGUUGUAGAGCAAUUGUUGGUUGGACUGAAAGACAAAGACACUAUUGUCAGGUGGUCUGCAGCAAAAGGAAUUGGUAGAAUAACUGGAAGACUUCCAAAAGAAUUAGCAGAUGAUGUGAUCGGGUCUCUGUUGGACUGUUUUAGUUUCCAGGAAACAGACAAUGCAUGGCACGGUGGCUGCCUGGCUCUGGCAGAAUUGGGCAGAAGAGGACUGUUACUCCCUUCCCGAAUUUCAGAUGUUGUUCCCGUCAUUUUGAAAGCCCUGACGUACGACGAGAAGCGGGGGGCGUGCAGCGUGGGCUCCAACGUGAGAGACGCAGCCUGCUACGUGUGCUGGGCCUUUGCUCGAGCCUAUGAUCCUGCAGAAUUGAUACCAUUUAUUAAUCAGAUUUCCAGUGCACUGGUUAUUGCUGCAGUAUUUGAUCGUGAUGUUAAUUGCAGAAGAGCUGCUUCUGCUGCCUUCCAGGAGAAUGUUGGGAGACAGGGCACUUUUCCCCAUGGCAUAGACAUUCUAACUGCAGCUGAUUAUUUUGCUGUUGGUAACAGAGUUAACUGUUAUCUGACUAUAAGUGUGUAUAUUGCUGGCUUUCCUGAGUAUACCCAGCCAAUGAUCGAUCACUUAGUUAACAUGAAGAUUAACCACUGGGAUAGUGUUAUUCGAGAACUUUCAACCAAAGCUCUGCAUAAUCUUACUCCACGGGCUCCUGAGUACAUGGCAAAUGUGGUUUUGCCAAGACUUCUGCCUUUAUCAGUGGGCACGGAUCUGCACACUCGCCACGGGGCAAUUCUUGCCUGUGCUGAGAUCACCCAUGCACUGUGUAAACUGGCAGAAGAGAAUAAUAGAUCUAUAACAUAUUAUUUCAGUGAAGAAUCAUUGGAGGGACUUAAGCAAAUCCAUCCAGAGCUCUGCAGUCGCCAAUUGUACAGGGGUUUGGGCGGAGAACUGAUGAGACCGGCUGUCUGCACCUUAAUUGAAAAGUUGUCACUAUCAAAAAUGCCAUUUAGAGGAGAUCCAGUAAUAGGUGGCUGGCAGUGGUUAAUAAAUGACAGUCUAAGAAAUCUCCCUCUUGUUUCAAGCACGGCACGACAACAUAUAAAGGAGUCGACAGUCUCUGCCCUGGCUGCGCUGUGUAAUGAAUAUUACAUCAAUGAAAAGGGAGAAGCUGAUCCAGCUCUGCAGGAUGAGCUGGUGACACAGUACGUUUCAGAGCUAAAAAACGCAGAGGAAAUGAUUCGUUGUGGCUUUUCACGAGCUCUUGGGGCCCUUCCAAGAUUUCUGCUAAAGGGCAGGCUCCAACAGGUUUUGGAAGGUUUGAAAGAAGUUACCUUAAUUACCCCUGCAUACGUGAGCUUUGCAGAAUCCAGAAGAGAUGCCUUAAUAGCAAUUGCAAAGGUUUGCCAGACAGUAGGUGUAAAGGGAGAAGGAUCCCAGGAAGAAUAUGUCUGCAAAGAUAAUGUUUCUCAGAUUUAUGCUACGCUACUUAACGGUGUGACUGACUACACCACAGACAGCCGAGGAGACGUCGGAGGAUGGGUGCGUGAAGCUGCUAUGACAAGUUUAAUGGAAGUGACGCUCCUGCUGGUUCAGAAUGAAGCGGAGUUAAUUAAUGCCAACAUCUGCAAACAGAUUAUGUGCUGGCUGGCUCAACAGUCAGCUGAAAAAAUAGAUAAAUUCCGAGCUCAUGCAGGAUCCGUGUUCCUUACGCUUUUACAUUUUGACCGUCCUCCGGUUCCACACAUACCUCAUCGAGAAGAGCUAGAGAGGAUAUUUCCAAGGUCAGAGAAAGAGACUCUAAACUGGAAUGCAGCAUCAGAAGCUUUCCCUCGAAUCACCCAGCUUUUGGGUUUGCCAACUUACCAGUACUACGUGCUGUUGGGUCUCUCGGUGUCUGUCGGUGGAUUAACAGAGACAACGCUCCGACACUCUGCCCAGAGCCUCUUCGACUACAUGAAGAAAAUCCAGAAUGAUGGCAGUGCCAUGGAGAGCUUCUGUGGGACGCUGCUGAAGGUCUUUGAGGACAACCUGCGGAAUGACCGGGUGUCUGUACCUCUCCUGACAAUGCUGGACCAAAUGCUGGCAAACGGCUGUUUUGAUAUAUUUACUGCGCAAGAGAACCAUCCCUUUUCCGUGAAGUUACUCACCCUCUGUAAAGAAGAGAUCAAAAGAUCCAAAGACAUCCGGAAGCUUCGCUCCAGCAUAGGAGUGUUUUGUGGCCUCAUUCAAUUUCAAGGAGACAUGAGAGAGAAAGUUUUAUUUCAGCUGUUUCUCCUUCUUUGCCAUCCAUUUCCUGUAAUCCGGAAGACGACGGCCAGUCAAGUGUACGAAAUGCUCAUCACCUACAGCGACGUGGUGGAUCCCACCAUCAUGGACGAGGUUCUGACCAUACUCAGCGAUACCAACUGGGAAGCCGAGCUGCCCGUGGUAAGAGAAAAACGCAACUAUCUCUGUGACCUCAUGAAAGUGCCCAAACCCCAGCUGGUGUCCAAGAGCUCGGCGUGAGGCAGCGGGGCCGGUCGCUGGGGUGAGUCCAGGCUCCUGCUGCGGGCGCCGCGGGGACGGGAGGAGUUUGUGCCGCCGCAUCCGGACGAGCCGGGCCCUCGGUCUGUGCUGCCAAGAGCUCUGUUCAACCAAGAACAGGCAGAGGUUACGGCCUGAAGCAGAUACACCAUGUGAAGGCAACUGAAGAUGCGUUUUUGGGUUUUGGGGUCAUUAUCUGUAGCCACACGAUGGCGGUUUCUUUUCCUACUUCUGUCACAACUGACCUGGCUAUUAUUUUUUUUUGGAUGUCCUGGUUCCUACAGCUCCGAGCGGAGCCCCUCAGCCUGUGCUUUGCUGUACACACACACACACAGUGUCACACCCGAGUUGCUGCAUUACUCUCUUUAAAAUAAUUGUUUUUCAGCAUUAAAAAUGACAACGCUUAGUGAUAA